Messenger RNA from Talaromyces amestolkiae, 1716 nucleotides. RefSeq lists its product as uncharacterized. Gene Ontology annotation, molecular function: transmembrane transporter activity. Bases 1 to 1716 code for a protein of 571 amino acids. The record is from RefSeq and is a predicted model, not a curated record. Lineage: Eukaryota; Fungi; Ascomycota; Eurotiomycetes; Eurotiales; Trichocomaceae. Gene Ontology annotation, biological process: transmembrane transport. The transcript has 2 exons.
AUGAACAAAGUCGUCGAUACCUAUGAGUCUAAUGCUCCCCAAGAGACCAAGAUACCUUCACAAGGGGACUGUGAAGAAAUCAGCGGCGAAGAGAGCUCGGACUCCGAGAACGAAUUUCAAUACCCUCCAGCUGGCAGGGUAAUCUUUAUUAUUCUCGCAAUCUACCUAGCUGCUUUUCUCGUGGCUCUAGACCAGACCAUUAUUGGAGUUGCUAUUCCAAAGAUCACUGAUCAAUUCAAGAGUGUGUCAGAUAUUGGCUGGKAUGGCAGUGCUUACUUCUUGACGUCUACGGCGCUACAACCUUCGUACGGCCGAAUCUACAAGCUAUUUGAUGUGAAAUGGUCAUUCCUGGCCGCCGUCACCAUCUUUGAGAUCGGAUCGCUGGUCUGCGGUGUGGCUCCGUCUAGCACAGUCUUGAUUGUUGGCCGAGCAAUUGCGGGGAUUGGUGUUGGGGGCAUAUUCUCUGGAGCCCUUAUAAUCAUCUCUAGGACAGUACCACUUCCAAAGAGACCCCUAGUCUUUGGUGUAUACGGAUUGGUCUGGGGACUUGCCUCUAUUGUCGGACCACUACUUGGUGGAGCUUUUACUGACGGUGUUUCAUGGAGAUGGUGUUUUUACAUCAAUCUCCCAGUUGGAGGAUUUUCUAUCGCAGCUGUUAUUCUAGUCCUUCGCAUUCCUCGUGAUAACAACGUCUUGGGAAUACCCUUUUGGAAACGCAUCGGAGAGCUCGAUCUGGUGGGUGCCGGCCUGCUCAUCCCCGCCAUCAUAUGUUUAAUUCUUGCUCUACAAUGGGGUGGAAAUACGUAUCCUUGGCAAGAUUCCCGAAUAAUCGGUUUAUUCGUGGGGUUCAGUGUAAUGGUGAUUCUUUUUAUAACUUCCCAGAUCUAUUUGGAGAAGUACUCUGCAAAAAAUAACACAACGGGUGACAAAGAUGGAAGAGCCACACUACCUCCCUGGAUUCUCAAGCAGCGCACCAUUUGUUCCACUGCCCUCUUCGCGUUCUUCUUCAGUGGCGGAUUUUUCCUACUGGUCUACUAUCUCCCAAUCUACUUCCAAUGUGUCAAAGGGUCGUCUGCCAUGACAUCGGGGAUUCAGGUGUUACCAUUUAUUCUAGCCACCGUCAUCUCAUCUGUUGCCGUCGGGUACCUGGUCACGGCGGUUGGAUAUUAUACACCAUUUCUCAUUGCCAGCAGCGCUCUUGUUGCUAUCGGAGCAGGUCUUGUUACCUUAUACGAUGUCAACAUUUCCACUGGAAAAUGGAUCGGAUAUCAGAUUGUGCUUGGAAUGGGCACUGGAGCAGGUCUUCAAGUUCCUAUGACUGCGGUACAGACUGUUCUGAGACCAGCGGACAUCCCAGUAGGUACAGCUGCGAUUACGUUCUUCCAGACAUUGGGUGGCACUAUAUUCAUCGCUGUCGGUCAGUCAAUCUUUCAGAAUGGUCUUACAGCAGGUAUACACCACUACGCACCGGGCGUUGACCCAAGUGUAAUCAUUAGUGCUGGGGCGACUGAUAUAAGGUCUGUGUUGGCUACUUUGGGCCAGCUCGAUGCCUUACCGGGGGUGAUCGAAUCCUAUGUUGGCGGGUUGAAGGAUACAUACCGCCUCAGUAUGGCAUUGAUGAUUGUGGGUUUCGUCGCGGCUUGCUUUAUGGAAUGGCGGAGUAUCAAGACCGGCGGCAAAAGUGAAGACCAAGACUCAACAGCGAAUUAUGCGUGA